CAGCAGGUGGCGAUAUGUGUCUUUCAGGCGACAUUUCUAGUGUGACGUAUAUUCUAGUGGACUGAACUCGUCAUCAACAACUGCAGCCACCUCGGUAGCUCGCUAGGCAACAAAGUCGUAAACAUUCAAGUUCUUUAGACAAUUUUCGUUAUUUUAAUUUUGCAACAAUGUUUUAACAUUCACACUUCUGUGGAAAGAACUAGUCAAUAGCUAAUUUUAAUUUCGUAUUGACGUCGUUGUUGCUGUUAGUCAGUUAGUCAGUUAGCUGUCUGGUUAAGUUAGCUCUAGCAGAGUCGCUAAUGCUAACUAGCUAGCUAACAUCCCCCCUGAACAUGAGUUUACUGAGAUACACUGAGAAAGGAAGAAAGCUCAUGGAAGAGGAGACUGUUACCGUCAAACAAGAAGUAGAAGAAGGUGAGGCUGUUACAGUGAAAGAAGAAAAGGAAGAAGCUUUCAGCGUGAAAGAGGAAGAGGAUGUUACAGUGAAGGAAGAAAAGGAUGCAGUUUUUGUAGUGAAGGAGGAGGAGGAGGAGGGGGAGAUGACUGUCACAGUGAAAGAAGAGGAAGACGUUUUUGGAUUGAAGGAUGAAGAGGGGGAGAUUACUGUCACAUUAGAGGAGGACGAAGAAGAGAAGACUGGAGAACUGAUUAACACCAGUAAAUACAGAGAUAGACCAGACUCUCACUCUGACGGCAGGAAGAGUCCUUCAGGGGAACCAGACCCAGAGACGCCCAAACCAGCGAGACGACACCACUGCUUCCAGUGUAAUAUGAGUUUUAAGUGGUCAUGGAAGCUGAAAGAGCAUAAAAGGACACACAUAGGAGAAAAGCCCUUCCAAUGCUCCCAGUGUGGAAAGAGUUUUACUUUGUUAGGGAGCCUGAAAAAACAUAAGAGAAUACACACAGGAGAAAAGCCUUAUCAUUGCUCCCAAUGUGGAAAUAGUUUUAUGUGGUUAGGGAGCCUGAACAAACAUAAGCGAAUACACUCUGGAGAGAAGCCUUACCCCUGUUCCCAUUGUGGAAAGAAUUUUCGAUUGUUAGAUACUCUGAAGGAGCAUGAGAGGACACACACAGGGGAGAAACCUUACCAUUGCUCCGAGUGUGGAAAUAGUUUUACCCAGUUAGGAAACCUAAACAAACACAAGAAAAUACACUCUGGAGAGAAACCGUACCCCUGUUCCCAUUGUGGAAAGAAUUUUAGGUUGUUAGAUAAUCUGAAAGAGCAUGAGAGGACACACACAGGAGAGAAACCUUUCCAAUGCUCCCAGUGUGGAAAGGAUUUUACCCAGUUAGGGAACCUAAAAAAGCAUGAGAUAAUACACUCUAGAGAUAAGCCUUACCACUGCUCCCAUUGUGAAAAGAGAUUUACCCAGUUAGGGAGCCUGAACAAACAUAAGAGAAUACACUCUGGAGAGAAACCGUACCCCUGUUCCCAUUGUGGAAAGAAUUUUAGGUUGUUAGAUAAUCUGAAAGAACAUGAGAGGACACACACAGGGCAGAAACCUUACCAUUGCGCCCAGUGUGGAAAGGAUUUUACCAAGUUAGGGAACCUAAAAGAGCAUGAGAGAAUACACUCUGGAGAGACACCUUAUCACUGCUCCCAUUGUGGAAAGAGUUUUAUCCAGUUAGGAAACCUGAACAAACAUCAGAUAAUACACUCUGGAGAGAAGCCUUACCCCUGUUCCCAGUGUGGAAAGAGUUUUACCCAGUUAGGGAACUUAAACAAACAUAAGAGAAUACACUCUGCAGAGAAGCCUUAACAUUGUUCCAAGUUAGGGAUCUUGAAAAGGCAUGAGAACAUAAACACACUGUUUGGAAAGCGUUUUAGUUAGGGAACCUAAUUUUGGAAAGACAUUUUCCCCGGACAGAGGACCUGAAAUCACAUGAGAGAAUAGACAGGCUGUGUUCUGACUUGUGUUUUUUUUGUUUGUUUGUUGAUGCCACAUUAAAUCAUAUUGUUUAUAUAAAAUCUCCCCCCCCAAAAAAUAGGCCUCUACUUUAGUUUUUUCCUUUUGAGACAUGAUUACAAUUACAAUAAAGUUACAUUUUAAAAAUGUGUAUUUUAUUUUGAUUAUGGAUUUGAAUCGAUUGAAUAGAAAUUUAAAACACAUAGAUUUUAAUGAUGUUGGAAAAGUUGUUAAAAUUGUAAUUAUUAAAUGGAUCGGCAUAAACAACCAUUUUAAAAUUUAAAAACAGGUUCUCUGGCAGAAAAUGCGUAUCACCUAAUUUACAAUGAGGGAUUUACUUUGCUUUGCUCAAUUAAAGCGGUUAACCCUAUGCUUGUGUUGGUUGCAAGAGCAGUAAGCUGCUUGUGUUUUCCUGCUUGGCAGAGAUCUCAGGAAAAAGUAACCAAAUGUGAACCCACAAACCCAAAUCACAUAAGAAGUACAUGGCGUGUCUCACGAUCGAUUUUGUCCGUCACGAAUUUAGUAUGUUCGCUGUGACAAAAGUUGAUAUUAUUUUUGUAGAUUUGUGUUAUUCCACUAAGUUGUAUCUAGCGCUGCAGUGAGUGGAGUGGGGGGGACGGACGGACGGACGGACCUCUGUGAUGCUGCUCUCUCUAAGUGAGAGAGGUGGGCACUUUGACAGAGUCCAACAUUGUGUUCGAGGGGUUUAGGAACUUUUAGAAAUGUGCCAAUAUUCUUCCCCCUGCAAGACUGUUGAUUCGAGUCCUCCUGACUCGAGAUACACUUCUGUAAAGAACUGCAAUACUGCAGGAUGAUAAUGAGACUGCAAUUCUGCCAUCUGAAGGAUGAUAAUGAGACUGCAAUACUGCCAUCUGUAGGAUGAUAAUGAGACUGCAAUACUGCCAUCUGUAGGAUGAUAAUGAGACUGCAAUACUGCCAUCUGUAGGAUGAUAAGGAGGGUGCAAUACUGCCAUCUGCAGGAUGAUAAUGAGGGUGCAACCUGUAAAUAUACCAUAUUCUUUCCACAAUAUGGUCAUUAGUCAAUAUCAACGUUGUCGGCCCUACAUUUAGGUGUCCCUGUAAUAUAGUCUAUAUAAUAUGGUCAUUUAGGUGUCCCUGUAAUAUAGUCUAUAUAAUAUGGUCAUUAGGCAAUAGCACUGUGUCCCUGUAAUAUAGUCUAUAUAAUAUGGUCAUUAGGCAAUAGCACUGUGUCCCUGUAAUAUAGUCUAUACAUUAUGGUCAUUAGGCAAUAGCACUGUGUUUGUGUGCAAGGCUGAAGAAAGAGAUAGUUCCUUAUUCAAUUCAUUCUUCAGUAAAUUUAGGAUUUUAAUUUCCUGAUCAGCAUUUUGUACCGGAGAAACUGUUUUAAAAAAAAAAUGGAAACGGUCUCUUAUGUUCGUAAGCAUAGACCCAGUGUGUAUUUCUUAAUUCUAAACCUCAUGAAUUUAGUAAAAAUGUUGGUUUCAUUGAAUUAAAUUCGUGCACUAAGGGGGGGACCUCUAUUCAGUCUGUAAUGCUGAAGUGUCACAGGUUCUGCUAUGGAAAAAUGUUAAAGGUAAUUUCGCAUUGAGCCGACACGUACAGGGUUAACCUUGAAUGCAGUGUCCGCUAAAGCCCAGGAACAUUCCCUUUAAAAUUUCAAUCACACUGUAAAGCUGAAUUUAGGCGUAGUGGAUUGAAUAGAGCCCCUAGUCUUCACGCUAAAGUUGUAUGAAAAUGUGAUGACGUUCUGAUAACGAUGAUAAGUUGUUGAAAAAAACAUUUCCUAGCUACUUCAUGAGUGUUGCCCAUCAGUAUUAUUAAAACAUUUCCUAGCUACUUCAUGAAUGUUCCCAUCGGUAUUAUUAAAACAUUUCCUAGCUACUUCAUGAAUGUUCCCAUCAGUAUUAUUAAAACAUUUCCUAGCUACUUCAUGAAUGUUCCCCAUCGGUAUUAUUAAAACAUUUCCUAGCUACUUCAUGAGUGUUCCCCAUCGGUAUUAUUAAAACAUUUCCUAGCUACUUCAUGAAUGUCCCCCAUCGGUAUUAUUAAAACAUUUCCUAGCUACUUCAUGAAUGUUCCCAUCAGUAUUAUUAAAACAUUUCCUAGCUACUUCAUGAAUGUUCCAUCGGUAUUAUUAAAACAUUUCCUAGCUACUUCAUGAAUGUUCCUAUCUGUAUUAUUAAAACAAUUCCUAGCUACUUCAUGAAUGUUCCCAUCGGUAUUAUUAAAACAAUUCCUAGCUACUUCAUGAGUGUUCCCCAUCGGUAUUAUUAAAACAAUUCCUAGCUACUUCAUGAAUGUUCCAUCGGUAUUAUUAAAACAUUUCCUAGCUACUUCAUGAAUGUUCUCAUCUAUAUUAUUAAAACAUUUCCUAGCUACUUCAUGAAUGUUCUCAUCUAUAUUAUUAAAACAUUUCCUAGCUACAUCAUGAGUGUUUCCCAUCAGUAUUAUUAAAACAUUUCCUAGCUACUUCAUGAGUGUUUCCCAUCAGUAUUAUUAAAACAUUUCCUAGCUACUUCAUGAAUGUUCCCAUCGGUUUUUAUUAAAACAUUUCCUAGCUACUUCAUGAAUGUUCCUAUCUGUAUUAUUAAAACAAUUCCUAGCUACUUCAUGAAUGUUCCCAUCGGUAUUAUUAAAACAAUUCCUAGCUACUUCAUGAAUGUUCCAUCGGUAUUAUUAAAACAUUUCCUAGCUACUUCAUGAAUGUUCUCAUCUAUAUUAUUAAAACAUUUCCUAGCUACUUCAUGAAUGUUCUCAUCUAUAUUAUUAAAACAUUUCCUAGCUACAUCAUGAGUGUUUCCCAUCAGUAUUAUUAAAACAUUUCCUAGCUACUUCAUGAGUGUUUCCCAUCAGUAUUAUUAAAACAUUUCCUAGCUACUUCAUGAAUGUUCCCAUCGGUUUUUAUUAAAACAUUUCCUAGCUACUUCAUGAAUGUUCCUAUCUGUAUUAUUAAAACAAUUCCUAGCUACUUCAUGAAUGUUCCCAUCGGUAUUAUUAAAACAAUUCCUAGCUACUUCAUGAGUGUUCCCCAUCGGUAUUAUUAAAACAAUUCCUAGCUACUUCAUGAAUGUUCCAUCGGUAUUAUUAAAACAUUUCCUAGCUACUUCAUGAAUGUUCUCAUCUAUAUUAUUAAAACAUUUCCUAGCUACUUCAUGAAUGUUCUCAUCUAUAUUAUUAAAACAUUUCCUAGCUACAUCAUGAGUGUUUCCCAUCAGUAUUAUUAAAACAUUUCCUAGCUACUUCAUGAGUGUUUCCCAUCAGUAUUAUUAAAACAUUUCCUAGCUACUUCAUGAAUGUUCCCAUCGGUUUUUAUUAAAACAUUUCCUAGCUACUUCAUGAGUGUUCCCCAUCGGUAUUAUUAAAACAUUUCCUAGCUACUUCAUGAAUGUUCCCCAUCGGUAUUAUUAAAACAUUUCCUAGCUACUUCAUGAGUGUUUCCCAUCAGUAUUAUUAAAACAUUUCCCAGCUACUUCAUGAAUGUUCCCCAUCGGUAUUAUUAAAACAAUUCCUUUUCUACUUCAUGAAUGUUCCAUCUGUAUUAUAAAAACAUUUCCUAGCUACUUCAUGAAUGUUCCCAUCAGUAUUAUUAAAACAUUUCCUAGCUACUUCAUGAGUGUUUCCCAUCAGUAUUAUUAAAACAUUUCCUAGCUACUUCAUGGAUCUUCUAUCUGUAUUAUUAAAACAUUUCCUAGCUACUUCAUGAAUGUCCCCAUUGGUAUUAUUAAAACAUUUCCUAGCUACUUCAUGAAUGUUCUCAUCUAUAUUAUUAAAACAUUUCCUAUCUACUUCAUGAAUGUUCUAUCUGUAUUAUUAAAACAUUUCCUAGGUACUUCAUGAAUGUUCCAUCGGUAUUAUUAAAACAUUUCCUAGCUACUUCA
Messenger RNA from Salmo salar (Atlantic salmon), 5767 nucleotides. RefSeq lists its product as uncharacterized. Gene Ontology annotation, biological process: regulation of transcription by RNA polymerase II. Gene Ontology annotation, cellular component: nucleus. Lineage: Eukaryota; Metazoa; Chordata; Actinopteri; Salmoniformes; Salmonidae. Gene Ontology annotation, molecular function: DNA-binding transcription factor activity, RNA polymerase II-specific. The record is from RefSeq and is a predicted model, not a curated record.